UGGUGAGGAGCAGCCCCCCGCUGCGGGUGCCGGUGCGGUGGCAGGGCCGGGCGGCGGCCGCGGUGGUGACGGAGAGCGCCAAGCCCCGGGUGCAGCCCCAGGAGCGGAAACCUAAAACUGGCAUCCUGAUGCUGAACAUGGGAGGCCCGGAGCGGCUGGAUGACGUCCACGACUUCCUUCUGCGCCUCUUCCUGGACAGGGAUCUGAUGACGAUGCCGGCCCAAAACAAACUGGCCCCGUUCAUCGCCAGGCGCCGCACCCCGAAGAUCCAGGAGCAGUACAGCAGGAUCGGCGGGGGAUCCCCCAUCAAGAAGUGGACGGCGGUGCAGGGAGAAGGCAUGGUGAAGCUGCUGGACAGCAUGUCCCCUCACACUGCGCCUCACAAGUACUACAUCGGGUUCCGCUAUGUGCACCCGCUGACCGAGGAGGCCAUCGAGGAGAUGGAGAAGGAUGGCAUCGAGAGGGCUGUCGCCUUCACCCAGUACCCCCAGUACAGCUGCUCCACCACAGGAAGCAGUUUAAAUGCCAUUUAUCGCUACUAUAAUGAGAAGGGGGAGAAGCCGAAGAUGAAGUGGAGCAUUAUCGACCGGUGGCCCACACACCCCCUCCUCAUUCAGUGCUUCGCUGAUCACAUCCAGAAGGAGCUGAACCUGUUCCCUCCGGACAAAAGGAAAGACGUGGUGAUCCUCUUCUCGGCCCACUCGCUGCCCAUGUCUGUGGUGAACCGGGGCGAUCCGUAUCCCCAAGAAGUGGGAGCCACAGUCCAGAGAGUCAUGGAGAAGCUCAACUACUCCAACCCUUACAGGCUCGUGUGGCAGUCCAAGGUUGGACCAAUGCCUUGGCUUGGCCCCCAGACAGACGAGACCAUUAAAGGACUGUGCCAACGAGGGAAGAAGAACAUGUUGUUGGUCCCAAUAGCAUUUACAAGUGACCACAUUGAAACCCUCUAUGAGCUGGAUAUCGAGUAUUCCCAGGUUUUAGCCAAUGAGUGCGGAGUUGAGAACAUCAGGAGAGCAGAGUCCCUCAAUGGAAACCCGCUGUUCUCCAAGGCCCUGGCAGACCUGGUGUGCUCCCACCUGCAGUCCAACGAGGUGUGCUCCCGCCAGCUGACCCUGUGCUGCCCGCUCUGCGUCAACCCCGUGUGCAGGGAGACCAAGGCCUUCUUCGCCAACCAGCCGCUGUGAGCCCGGCACAGCCGCCCGGCACAGCCACCUCCAUCCCAUGGGAACUGCCCCGGACAAGGAAACGGCCCCAGGCAAGGGAGGAGACCCCGUUACAGACUCGUGGUCUCUGUGAACCUCCAGCCCGGGGCAACUCGCCUUUGGUUUCAUUUUUGUGAUGUUUUCUUUGUGCUCGAGAAGAGUUUGUAGGACGUAGGGAGAGAAGGGCAUUUCUGCUGUCAGGUGUGAGGAGAUCCUGUGUCACCCGACCCUGAGGGUGCUUAGCCUGAGCCCAGCACUGAGGAACUCCCACAGCUUUUUCAAAUUAGCUUCUCUUUCUAUGCAGGGUUGAUUUGUGUGCAGGUUGGUCACGAAUGCAUUUCCUUCAGCUUGCCAGCUCAAGUGUGCAGUUAUUUUGGGUUUACUUAAGGUGCAAGUCUGACCAGCACAGUCACCAGUUGUCUCUUCUGAGAGGGACUUUGCAGCUGGCUUUGGAGACUUUGGAAAUCAAGUGACUUCUAAUGCUUUUUAAUAAUGUGUGUGUGUAUAUAUAUAUAUAUAUAUAUAUUUUUUAGGGCAUAAAGAUAAGGCUUUGUUUUGUUUGGUUUUCUCCUGCCAGAAACUUCCGGUGACAGCUUAGCUGGGACAGUAGAA
Molecule: messenger RNA, 1814 nt
Organism: Chiroxiphia lanceolata (lance-tailed manakin)
Lineage: Eukaryota; Metazoa; Chordata; Aves; Passeriformes; Pipridae
Gene: FECH
Product: ferrochelatase
Exons: 11
Coding region: 129-1184 (351 amino acids)
Biological process (GO): heme biosynthetic process
Molecular function (GO): protoporphyrin ferrochelatase activity
Source: RefSeq, a predicted model, not a curated record